Molecule: messenger RNA, 1225 nt
Organism: Macroventuria anomochaeta
Lineage: Eukaryota; Fungi; Ascomycota; Dothideomycetes; Pleosporales; Didymellaceae
Exons: 2
Coding region: 47-1225 (392 amino acids)
Molecular function (GO): nucleic acid binding
Source: RefSeq, a predicted model, not a curated record
AACACUAUAGAUUCUAUACUAUUGCAGCCCCCCACACCUAUUAAACAUGCCUAUUUCACGUCGCAAAAACUUCAAGUACAAGGAGAACAAGGUUGUGAAGCCUCCCAAGACUGGGCGCACUGAAUUAACUGUGGUUGAGCGCGCGUUUGCAGUGGGGGCUAUCACAGGAUUGCGGGGUGGCUAUGCCUCUGUUGGAGACCUGGCCAACGCCAUGGGCCGCACCACGACUGCAUUGUCAAACCUGAUAAAUAGGGUAGAAAAGAAGCGUGCGAACAUAGACGGCUUCUUGUGGGACUCAAUUUUGUACAACAACGAACUGGGUCGUGGUCGGCCAACGCUCCUAUCCCAGGAUCAGAAGGAUCACAUCAUUAGGAUUGUCACCUCCUCCCAGGAGAACCGCGAGAAGGAGCCUUGGCAGGCAGUCAGAAGAGGUGAUUUCAAUGAGGUUAUACCCAAAAUGAGCAUUGAAACCUUCCAGAAUGUGAUGUAUGAGGCUGGGUAUGCUCGGAGGAAGCCUGGGUGGAAACCAAGCCUCACAACUGAACAAGAGGAGGAGCGAUUAGAGUGGGCACUUGCCCAUAACCCUGAUCUUCACAAGGAGUAUGAUAACCUUGGCUACGACUUUACUAAGGUGGUGUUUACCGAUGAAACACCAGCUCGAAUUGGUGAAGAACGAGGCAUGAUAAGGACAUGGUGCACUGCUGAAGAGAAGUGGGACAACAAUGUCAAACACGAUCGCAACACCAAGAACUGUUGCCUACAGUUCUAUGCCUCAUUUCGGUACAAUCACAAAGGUCCUUGUCAUGUAUAUUACCCAGAAACAAAGGCAGAGAAGGAAUUGGCAGCAGCCCACAUCAAGAGGUUGAAUCAGGACCAGAAAACACGUGACAACAAGCUUCAAAUCCAGGCACGCAGAGCCCUUAACCACCUUGAAGAGGCUGAUAUCAAUCGUCGAUACAACACCAGGAAGAAGCACGUGCACAUGGAGGAGUCGAUGGAUACCGACAUCGUGAAGGUGCCCUCAAGAAGGUUGUCCCAUGGAUCAAUUCACUCAAAAAGAAGGGGAUACCUUGUAUACUACAACAGGAUGGGGCUCCUGCUCACAAGACACGUAUUUCUAACGAUUACCUUAUUAUUGAGGAUAUUGAAAGACUGUGGUGGCCAGGCCACUCACCCGAGGUCAACGCAAUUGAGCAUGCCUGGCCAUGGAUUCGACGGCAUGUGA